Molecule: messenger RNA, 336 nt
Organism: Fusarium pseudograminearum CS3096
Lineage: Eukaryota; Fungi; Ascomycota; Sordariomycetes; Hypocreales; Nectriaceae
Exons: 2
Coding region: 1-336 (111 amino acids)
Source: RefSeq, a predicted model, not a curated record
AUGUGCUACUUUGACCAGACUCGCUGGACAUGCGGCUUUUGGAGAUGGGGCCACUUUCGUCAGCAGUGCAACAAAGAAUACCGUAUGGGCGAGACGUGCGGACUAAAACUUGUUUACGAAACCAAAGACCAGCCUGAAGUUUGUAAACUUUGCAGCGAUGUUGAGAAGAAACAACGUCGCUAUGACAAGAUGUAUCGCGACGUCCAACGUUGGCAGCGUGAGGGUAACCGCAAUGCCACUAUUGAACGAACUUGCGGCGAGAUGGACGAAGUGCUAGGACAAAUUUACCGUAUGCAACAAGAGCAUAUACACAGGCUACAAACGCUUGGCCAGUGA